Messenger RNA from Triticum urartu, 1169 nucleotides. Its product is annotated as protein LIKE COV 1. Gene Ontology annotation, cellular component: Golgi apparatus. Lineage: Eukaryota; Viridiplantae; Streptophyta; Magnoliopsida; Poales; Poaceae. The record is from RefSeq and is a predicted model, not a curated record.
CAUCCCCGUCUCCGGCGGCGGCGGGGGCGGCUCGGUCCCCCGCGCCGGGGGCGACGACGACGACCUGGACAGGACCGCCGCCUCCCCCUCCGCCUCCGCCGCGCUCUCCUCCACCGGCCGCGAGGCUUUCCAUAAGGUGGUCCGCAGCUGGGCCUCAAAGAAAUUCAUGACUGGAUGUGUGAUUCUCUUCCCCAUAGCGAUAACAUUCUACUUCACCUGGUGGUUCAUUCAUUUUGUUGAUGGAUUCUUCUCUCCAAUCUAUGCACAAUUGGGAAUCAACAUUUUUGGUCUUGGUUUCAUCACUUCUGUUACUUUCAUAUUUUUCGUUGGAGUCUUCAUGUCAUCUUGGGUUGGAGCAUCUGUUCUUGGCAUUGGUGAAUGGAUCAUUAAGCGCAUGCCACUUGUGCGCCAUAUCUACAAUGCAUCUAAGCAAAUUAGUGCCGCUAUAUCGCCAGAUCAAAACAAACAGGCAUUCAAGGAGGCAGUCAUCAUACGACAUCCUCGUAUUGGGGAAUAUGCAUUUGGAUUCAUUACUUCAUCAGUCUCGCUCCAGAGCUAUUCUGGUCAAGAGGACCUUUACUGUGUCUAUGUGCCGACCAACCAUCUCUACAUUGGUGAUAUCUUCAUGGUGAACUCAAAGGAUGUGAUAAGGCCUAAUCUUUCUGUGCGUGAAGGCAUUGAGAUCGUUGUGUCUGGUGGUAUGUCAAUGCCCCAGGUUUUGUCGACCCUGGAUCCACAUCCACAUCUGCAUGCAAUCCACACAGACCGAGGUGGAGCGAGCAGAAGCUGAGGCAAACUACCUGCAUACCUGUUCGUCGAUAUCAAGUGUAGAACUCUCAACACAGACCACACCAGUGCGGCGAACAAGAUCCUGAGCGCGAUGCACUAGCAAUCUGUCACGCCUGAGGAUCAAAGGAUCUUGUAAUUAAGUAGAAGUAGGUAACUCACACGCGUUGUCGAUCCGAUGGAUUUUGUACAAUUGGCUUGGACUUUGUCUUUGUAAUGCCGCCCCAGAUGCUUCCUAGCCAUACUUAUAUUUUCUUACGGUUGUUCAAUUGUUUUCUUCUGGCUGUUUCGGAGUCCAAAUUAGCUUUCGGCAUCAACAAUGUCUGACUGAGGUGCCUUACUGUAAAAGAAAACAAUGCCUGCCUGAGUUGUCUUACCUUGAA